UAAUAAUAAAAGAAAUUAAAAAUAAGAUCAGACAGACGAGUUGAUAUUGGAAUUAGAUCAGUGGGCGAAGAACAGUCCUCCGCACCGCACCGGUGUCGUCUUCAUCUCUGGAAUUAGAUCAGUGGGCGAAGAGGACCCCGGACCCGACCCGGAAGGCCCGAAUCUCCAUGGCUGUGUCGGGUCGUCGGCUGAUCUGAACCCUAGGCUCCCAGCGGUCAGCUCCGCCUUCUUCUGCCUCUCCGCCGGAGGAGCAUCGCCGCGACGUCGGUGGUCGAACUCACUCGAGAAAAAGCCCCGGAGCUGCUACAGGGAUGCUGGAGAAUCCUCCGCCCGCGGCCGCAGAUCCGCCGCCGUCCGCUGUCGUCAAGCGCUAUGCUCCUCCCAAUCAAAGGAAUCGGUCCCUCAGCCGGCGCAAAUCGGGAGAGCGGUUCGACCGGUCCAGCAAUCCUUAUGCACUUGAUGGUGAUAAGCUUGCUGCAAGAAAUAUUCCUAUAGCUGAUCCUCGAGAUACUGGAAUUCGCAACUUUCCAAACGACAGCCAUCAUUUCGGGUUGAUACCUCUGGAGGGGUGUUGCAGCAGCGAAGCUUAUCAGCUUCUAAGUGACCGUUGGGCAGCUGCAAUCCAUUGUUGCAAUGAUCCAUCUAUAGAUCCAUCUGAGAGGCCGCUCAUGUACUCAGGAAGCAGCGCAUCAGUAUGGGGACAUAUCAAGCUUCCUCAUCAGUUGAUGUUUCCUGGAGCUGCGGUGUCCCCAGGCUCACAGAUGGACUUCAUGGCUGAACUCCAACGGUCCAUGCGCGGCGUCUGAACCUCCUAAGCCUUUCCUUGUGACAUCACUCAAAGAAAUUCAUGUAUUGUGCCCGCCGACUCGACCUUGUAAACUGUUAGAAAACCUUGGCUGAAAGCCUCGCUGUACUUGGGAUUACAUACGUCAUGCAUGUUGUAAAAACACUCUGCCUUAGGCUUACCUCUGUCCGACCCACUCUCUCUCUAAUGUUGUAUGAACAGCUCUUUGUGAUCGUCAUGUUGUUAGUUUCACUAUAAUCCAUUGUGUGAUUGAAAAAGAAUCGGUUAAGACGGAGUUUCGGUUUC
Messenger RNA from Punica granatum (pomegranate), 1090 nucleotides. The record is from RefSeq and is a predicted model, not a curated record. NCBI's taxonomy places the organism in Eukaryota, Viridiplantae, Streptophyta, Magnoliopsida, Myrtales, Lythraceae.